AUGACUGAACAACCUCAUUAUGCGUAUGAUGAUGAAGAUUUUUCACAAUUUUAUGAUAAAAUGGUAGAAAAUUUACCAUCACAUGAAUAUUGGUUAGAUACGAUAGAUAAUUUAUACAUAAAUAUUGUUAGAAAAAGUUUAAUACAUAUAAAAGAUUCUGUUGGUCGAGUAAUUGAAUUAGGAACUGGAACAGCCACAACUUUACUCUCUUUGAAAAAUCAUUUAUCAAUUGACAAUCGAACAAUGGAUUUAAUUGGUGUAGAUAAUUCAAAAGUAAUGCUUCAACGAGCAAUAGAAAAAAUUGAUAAAAAUGAUAAUAUCAAUAUUCGUUUUCAUUUGAUACAAGCUUCUCUAACAGAUUUUGCUGAAAAAUUACCAUUUGAACAUCAUUCAAUUGAUUGUAUAUUAUUAACAGCGGGCACAUUUCAUCAUCUCAUCACUGAUCAAGAACGAAUUAUGUGUUUAAAUAAUAUUCAUCAAUUUUUAAAAUUUCAUACAGGUUUAGGUAUGAUUUAUUUGAUACCCGAAUGUGCAAUUCAUAUUGAUGAUUCUUUAGUGAAAGAAGAUGAAGAGAAAAUAAAUGAAAACGAUAAUAAUUAUCAAUUUAUAUCACAGAAGAGAACAAAUUGGCAAGAUAAAAUUAAUCAAGACUGGUAUUGUGAACAAAUAUUUCAAUUAAAAAAAGGAAAAGAUAUUAAUCGAACAUUAAAAUGGACUAUUAGAACAUGUACACCAAAAUAUCUUAUAAAUUUAUUGAUGAAAAAUGGAUUUAAACCUGUUUACUAUUGUUUGAAUGGAAUAGAUUUAAUAAAUAGUGAUCAAAUUAAUUUAAAGGACGAUGAUGUUUUUAUCACACCGUUUAUUGUCGUUUUUCAAACAUAUUAA
Molecule: messenger RNA, 885 nt
Organism: Didymodactylos carnosus
Lineage: Eukaryota; Metazoa; Rotifera; Eurotatoria; Philodinida; Philodinidae
Source: the annotation of a GenBank genome assembly